Capra hircus (goat) is the source of this 307-nucleotide messenger RNA. Its product is annotated as beta-defensin 1-like. Lineage: Eukaryota; Metazoa; Chordata; Mammalia; Artiodactyla; Bovidae. The transcript has 2 exons. Gene Ontology annotation, cellular component: extracellular region. Gene Ontology annotation, molecular function: CCR6 chemokine receptor binding; chemoattractant activity. The record is from RefSeq and is a predicted model, not a curated record. Gene Ontology annotation, biological process: defense response to bacterium; cell chemotaxis.
UCGUGACGCCAACAUGAGGCUCCAUCACCUGCUCCUCGCGCUCUUCUUCCUGGUCCUGUCUGCUGGGUCAGGAUUUACUCAAGGAAUAAUAAAUCAUCGAAGCUGCCAUAGGAUUAAAGGCGUCUGUGCGCCGGACAGGUGCCCUAGAAACAUGAGACAGAUUGGCACCUGUCACGGGCCCCCAGUAAAAUGCUGCAGAAAGAAGUAACAGAAGGCGAAGACGCGGCCGGGACCGAUGCGGAGUCAGAAACUGCGCCCUUAGACAGAGCGUCUAAAAUUUAAACCAGAAUAAAUUUUGUUCAAAGUU